AUGUUUCACGCAAUUUGGAUUAUCACCGUGGUGCUGUUCGUGCAACAGAGCCACACUGCUGGUUUUGCACCCCAAAGUGCGUCGAUUCCGAGGGUUUGUCUAAACGGUGUGAAAAAUGAGUUGGGAAAUUGUGUUUGCAAGCCCGGUUUCAGUGAAUACCAGGGCAACUGCUUUCAAAUUAGCGCACCAUCGACCUGCCAGCCGGGUUCUAUCUUAAUUAACGGGAGUUGUAAACCAAUGUAUCUAGCACCGAGAGGGGACGUAAUUCCGGCGAAGCAAAAGUACGUUGUUGUACCUCCAUUGCGAGUGCAACUCGAUCCAGUCUACACGGAGGAGGCAGACCCAGAGGAUGAAGAUGGUGAAGACGAUAACGUGUCCAUGCCACCGAUUCGGGAUACCUAUCUCAACGUAAACUUCAAGAAAGGCGUUAAUAACCACAACGUUAUUAAUAACGAAACGCGUCUUAACACCAACAACGUGAACAAUGUCAUAGUUCACAUAACUCGCUUAAAUGCACACGGAGCCAUAAGAACGGUUGUGAUAAGAAAUAAUGAAUCGACCGUAUAUGAAGAAGAACCUGACAAGAAACAACCCAACAUAAUAGAUGAUUCCGGUACAGAGGAAGAGCUAGAAGAGGCAACUACAACCGAAACGCCUGUCACGGAUCUGCCAUGUUGUAGGAUGGUUUCUCCAAGAGUUUGCCGAAAGCAGUCGGACGAGUGGGUUUGCUUUCACUGGAAGCAGUACAUAUGCAGUGAGGUUUGCACUGCAAAAGUCAUGUAUUUACGCCCCAAGAAACCGUACUAUCGAGAUCCUUGGCUGAUUAUGCCACCGAUUAUGAACCCCUUUGCACAACUAGAUCUCUGCCAGUUCGGAGAGUGUCCCCAACCAGAUUGUUCCGGUUGCCUUCAAGGAAGGCGUCAGGAGGAAUGCCAUCCGAUGUGCUACACGUACGACUGCAUGCAGGAUAAGAGCUGCCGCUUUAUUAGCAUGGAGUUGAUCUGCAAGAAUAAAACGGAAGGGAUAUGUGCUUUGCUGGGGAAUACGACAGCCACAUUGCAAACACCCCGAAACCAAGCAAAAUCAAACGAAAAUGUGGACGGUGAAGAUAAAUGA
Messenger RNA from Anopheles moucheti, 1116 nucleotides. RefSeq lists its product as uncharacterized. Bases 1 to 1116 code for a protein of 371 amino acids. The record is from RefSeq and is a predicted model, not a curated record. The transcript is spliced from 2 exons. NCBI's taxonomy places the organism in Eukaryota, Metazoa, Arthropoda, Insecta, Diptera, Culicidae.